Molecule: messenger RNA, 1151 nt
Organism: Ruditapes philippinarum (Manila clam)
Lineage: Eukaryota; Metazoa; Mollusca; Bivalvia; Venerida; Veneridae
Product: caspase activity and apoptosis inhibitor 1-like
Exons: 10
Coding region: 548-1093 (181 amino acids)
Source: RefSeq, a predicted model, not a curated record
UCGCCAUUUUGAGUACUUUUCACGCGACUGAUCUGUAUCUCCCAGAAUGCAGUUCUUCAUGAAAGAUGGCGGCAACUGGGGCAUGGUGUUUAUCAAAAUAUUGAACAAGAAAAUAAGUUGAAUGGUAUGAACAAAUCUUGUGUAUUGAGGGACAUAAGAAAUUGAAUAUUUGGCAGUGCUGGGACAUCAUUAUUGAGACGCGAGAAUAUAAAUUCUGACCCGUAGCCGUAUGAAAAUUUGGUCUUUAGAUAUUAAAAGAGGUCUCCGCUCUAGGCAUUCAAUUGCAAAUCAACACAACAGCUGGAAAAACAAGUCUUUCGGAAUUAAUGAAGCUGGUUACACAACUGUAGAAUACAAGAAGGAAUUCCAAGGCUGUUUCAGUGAGGGAUUGUGCAUGUUGUGGAAGGAGCAGAAAUAAUAAUUCUCAUCUCAUGUCACAUACGCCUACAUGCUGAAAUCCUACAAUACCCUAUAGAAACGUGACUCUUUACUCAUCUUUUUACUGCAACAUUGUCAAUUGAAAGAAGCACCGUAGAAUACAAGAAGAAUGAGUGCUGCCAAAAUGGUUGCUGACUCAACUCAGGCAGAUGUUCCAGAAAUGUCAAGUACGAAGAAAAGGAAGAAGAUGGUACAGAAGAAAAAAGUUAAGAAAAAGAAGGAAUCCGCAAAGAAAAAUAAGAAAAAGGUUCAAGCAGAGGCAGAGUUUGACGAUUCUGACCUUGACCUUGAUAAGGAGAUGCAUCCUAUUGGUUAUUAUGUGAAGGACCGAGAAAAUUUGCUCUCAGAGAUGUUUCACUGUGUCAAAGGUCAAAGUUUAAAUCGAGCCCUUCCUGAUGUUUUAAAGGAGGUGCCGUUUGAAGAUUUAAGACGAAGAUGUAUGGAACAAUUGGAGGUGAUGUCAAAGAAGAGAAUACGGAGGAUUCUUGCAGGUGAUGACCCUGCCUCUAUAUCAUCUUCUAGUACAGAAGACGAGACUUCAGAUGAAGACAUUGCAGAGAUUGAAGAAGGCCAGGUCAAUGAAGUAGAUAGUGAAGAUUCACAAGUUGUAGAUUCCACCUCGUAUACUCUUGAAGUUGGAGAUUCUGACAGGUAGAAAUCUUGUUUCCUUUGACCAUUGGUCAUUUACAUAUAUAACAGGAAACCAUCACACU